Mya arenaria is the source of this 2946-nucleotide messenger RNA. RefSeq names its product neurogenic locus notch homolog protein 2-like. The record is from RefSeq and is a predicted model, not a curated record. The transcript has 2 exons. Bases 142 to 1716 code for a protein of 524 amino acids. Lineage: Eukaryota; Metazoa; Mollusca; Bivalvia; Myida; Myidae.
CCUGUAAACAUGUCGCGUAAGUGGAGCGAAUCAUCGAUACAAAACCCACGGCUUACGACGGAAAUUGGAAUUUCAACAUUUACAUGAAAUAGAAAUAUAUUGAAUGUUUACAUGAAUUACUAGAAGGAGGAAAAAGCCGAUAUGUAUGGAAUGGAGUUUGUGUUACCUUUCUUAACCUGUUUAGCAGGAUCAGUUUUUUCGGCAUGUCCACCUGGACUCUGCAGCCUAGACGAAACGAGUUUCUUUCGAAAUGAAUACUGUGAUAUCAAAGCUGACACAGAGUGUGACAUAAAUGUCAACUGUAAUGGAGAUGGGAAAUGCUACUUUGACCAGUACACGAAAAACACCACGUGCAUCUGUUCCGAGAAAAGAAUUGGGGACAUGUGUCAGUACAAUUAUACUACAUUCGGGAUGCCUUGUUCUUCUAACCUUGAUUGCCAUAGUGGUGUUUGCAUAGUUGCCGGACCUGGAGAUAAUAGGACAAAUCAUUGUGAUUGUCCUUUGGGCUUAAAAGGAGCAAGAUGCGAACAAAUAGAUAGACAAUACCUUUCAGAAAGUUGGGAAUGUGAAAAUGAAGCCAGGGCAUAUAUUCAAGGACAAUACCUUGGGUGUUCAUGCAAAUGUGGUACUGUCGGACAGUUUUGCGAGGAAAUGGACGAACGCGCUCCUUAUCACUACAGCUGUGAUAACCAACUUUGUAAAAGGGGAGAGUGCGUACGAUUCAUUGGCGGUUGGCCUAAAUUUUUUAGCUAUGGCUGUAAAUGUCCAAAUGGUUUCGUGGGUACAUUUUGCCAGUAUCCAAACACAACGGGAAUGCCGCCACGAAAACCAUCUAGGAGUCAGUGUCCGAGUAUGGGAAAGUAUCCAGUUUGUGAAAAUGGAGGUUCUUGUUAUGUAAAUAAUAAAGACGGAAAAUAUGUGUGUGAGUGUCCAUGUGGAUUUCAUGGUGAUUUUUGCCAAUUUAGUGUCUAUAUUACAAGUGAUACAUACAAACACCCUUGCGAAACAACUGACCAAGUUUGCCAAAAUGGAGGCGAGUGUUAUUACAAUGCCACUGAAUGUAGAGUCAUGUGUAAAUGUUGGGGGAGGUUCAUCGGUGAUCGUUGUAACAGAGACUGCGGCCCCUAUAGGGGCUGUGCUAAUAAAAACUGUGGACGUUGGUUUGAUUGUGUGGAGGACGAAUGUGGGAAUCCUAAGUGUGUUAAAAAUGAGAACUAUGGUAAAGACUUAGAUAAACGUUUAAAUAUUUUCCAAGCACUUGGAAUAGCAUUUGCUGUGAUCGUUAUUGCAUCAUUAUUAACUGUAUUUGUUUGUUAUAUGAACAAUAAAAGAAGAAGAAAACAUCGAGAGAGAAUAGCACAGAAUAUAUGUUCAGAACAGCAGAGGGUUUUACAUUUGACUAUGCAACGAAUGAAUCAACAUAUCAAUAACAACUACGUCCAAAUAUCAGAUAACGCAAUCUAUACUGUCACAGGAGGAGGAAACGCUACACGAAUCAAUGGCGCACACAACGGUUAUCAACCUGAGACUAGGUCAACACCAACACACACUUCUGAUGCUCAGGCUAGACAAACCAUAGAGCAGUUAAAUGCAAACAAUAACGUGAAUACAUCACAGAAUUCCACGCAUACUGAAAGUAACAAUGAUCCGCCAAGUUAUGAAGAAGUAUGCCAACCACCGCCGACAUAUUCUGAUGUUUUGCGAAGUAUGCCUUAAUCAGAGCAUUAAUUUAGCAAAGACUUGUCUUUCAAAAGUUAUAGUAUCCAUAUGUUCGUUGUUCAUGGCGCUUCUGUGAUAUUGAGAUUUUGUUGAGGGAAAAUUGUUUUAAAACGGUUUGUACGAGUCUAAUUAAACACUGUAAUAAACAGAUUAUGAAUAACGAAGCCAGACCUCUACUCUAUUAUUUUAUGUACACUAAUGUGGAUUUGAGAUGCCUAUUUGUACUCCUAUUAUUUUGGUAUCAUUUCAAAGGGUGAUAUGAAUAGAAAAGGCUUAUGUAAAUGGUAUAUAUACUGACCAAAAUAUUACAAACAAGCGUUUUUAGCCUUUAAAGAUUUAAAAACAGUCCAUUUCACGUCCGAUUUCUCUUGAAAAAAAAUCAAAAAAAAAAAAUCAAACAGCCAUUACUUUAUGAAUUAUGUAUUUCGGAAAAUAUCUUUGUCAUCUAUGUAAUCAGUAACCUUUGCCCUAAAUUAUAACGCGUCACCAUUCAAAACUUUUGUUAAUGCAUCGAUGAAAAGACUUAUGUAUGUGUGCAUUGAAUAUUGAUAUGCAUGUAUUCAUUGUUUACUCUUGAGUUAAUACUGUCAUAUUUUCCUUUUCAUGUAUUUCACUUCAAUCAUCUUUUUUUCCCAAAUUGUUUGAAAGUUAUUGAUUUACAUUUGUGUAUAUACUAAUACUGAGAUGUAAUGUAUAUAAUCUAAAACUUAAGAGCUGGGUUUAUGAUUAAAUCAAACGAACAUCAUAACCUGGUACUGGUCUAACGUUCUGACUUAAGCACUUAAGGUCAUUUUAAAUAUGCCCAUGUGCAUGUAAAUUGUAAAUACAAUAAUGAUUCCGAGCAUAUAGUGUUAAGCAUUCGAGAACCCCAGGAGUCUUGUUAAUGAUGUUCAAUUUAAAGUGGUUGUAAUGGUUAAUUCAUUUCAUUUCAUUUGUUGAUGUCUUAACUGUCUUGAAAAUAGUUACAACUUCGUUAAACUCAGUUCUAUUUAUAAAAAAGUAGGUUAUUACCUCAUUGUAUCUGAAUAUAUAAUACUAAGUGACCUUUCUGCUCCAUUAAUAGUGUUUAUGUUCUUACACCCAGCCGUAUUUGGGUAAAUAGUACGUGUGUUUAUCUGUGUAUAUUUUUACAUCAUGAAUAUAGACUGUGUGCAAUUAUCCGAAAAUAAGUUUAUACAUUUUGAAAUAGAUGUUUAGAAUUACGUUUUCUGUCGAAAUAAAGACUGU